AUGAUGACCUGUCUGGCGACUACUUGGCUAUGAUGCUGAGGAAUGGACAUGUUGAACUCAGAUUCGACUGCGGCAGUGGAGCCGGAGUCCUCAGGUCACCAGAGCCGAUUCGCCUGGGUCACUGGAACACCAUAUCCGUAUACCGCCAUCGCUGGGACGCUUGGUUGAGGCUGAACAAUGGCAAGAGGGUCCGAGGGAGGUCCAAGGGUCUCUUCUCACGCAUGACCUUCCGCGAGCCAGUGUGGGUGGGCGGCGCUGGUAACACGACCGGCCUGCAAAACAAACUGGGUCUAUCGGACGGACUUCUUGGUUGCGUGGACUUCUUGAGAAUAAACGGAGACACCUACAAACUGGUGAAGGAUGCUGUCGCUACCCUGGGGAUUGGUGAAUGCGCACCAACACUCGCCCCCUGGAAACCCAGCAAUGAAGUGACCACGAGCGAAACAGUACAUCACAACCAAAACAUAGACAGCCAUGGCAUCUACGAUAUUAACGAUAUCGUCCAUUUUGAAGACAACGAUAUAGUCAUGAGAGACGCUAAAAGUGAUCUUAACAGUUUGGACAACUCUAUAGUUCAAUUUAAGAAAUAUCACGACAUUAAAAAAAUAAAACCGGAAUUGAAUAUAAGAAAUAAUGAGCUAAGUAAUGAUAUUGAUGGUGACGUGAAAAGUGAUGAGUUGAAGGUGAUGAAAAUGGAUAAAGUUGAUGGUGAAUGCGAGUGUCAACAUGGCGGAGGCUGCGUCGGGGGAGUGUGCUUGUGUCCGUUGGGUUAUGCUGGAGUUAAAUGCGAAAUUACACUGGAUUUGAAGGUGCCACGAUUCAACGGUUCCUCGUACUUGAGGCUACCAGGUCUGGGAAACUCAGCUCAAGCGUGGCUUGAUAUACAAAUAACCCUUAAACCAACGAGCGGCGAUGGAUUGGUGCUGUACAACGCUGAGCAUGCGAGUGGCGAUGGGGACUUCUUCUCGCUUCACCUCAGAGACUAUUACGUUGAGUUCGCUUUUGAUCUUGGCUCUGGGAUUGCUCUGGUCAGGUCCGCUUACCCUCUUCAACCUAACACAUGGCACCGAGUGUCCGUCAGCAGAUCGGGCAAGCACGCCUCCCUCCGCGUCCGAGCGACGUCCACCCGUGACGUCACCGACGCGACGCGGUCCGUGACGUCACGGGGCACGGCCAGAAGACUGACGUUGCAUCAGCCCAUGCUGUUGGGAGGAGCGCCUCACCCGUUACCGGAGCGAUUGGCGCUGAGGAGCUCUUACAGUGGUUGUGUUGGACAGCUGGUGAUAAACGACGAGGAACUCUCAGUAGUAUCUUCAGCACUUGGCGGGGUCAAUGUGGAUAACUGUGAUGGACAUAACAGCACAUGUGUUGACAAAAACCUCUGCAUUGAAAUACUUGAACCAGUGCCCCAGUAUCCACAAAAUAUUUCUGAAAACGAGGUACACCACUCAAUUGUACCAAAAAAAGGAUUCCAUCCGAAAUACCACAAAGUUAAAUCGAAGAAACACUCACAACAUAUUCGCAUUGAGAAGUUUAAGAAGAAGAAGUUUAUUCCAACAAAAAAAUACCAAUACUUCCAAGAUCAGAAAAUAAAUGAGAUUGUUACAGAUGGGCCUUAUGACGGCAGGACUUAUAUGCAAGUGAAAUAUUUGAACAAUAACGAAAUUAAUUGGGGCGAUACUAACACGUAUCCCAGCUUUACUGGGAAAGACAGUUUUAUUCACAUAGAUGACGAGGAAACCAUGAAAAGAUUGCUAAGCUAUACGCUGGACAUCAACAUCCGUUUCCGGUCGAUGUCCGCGAACGGCCUGCUCGUGUGGAGCGGCCGCGCGCCCCUCUCCCCGCCCGGGGACUUCCUCUCGUUGGCUGUCGAGAAUUCAGUGCUGGUUUUCAGAUACGAUCUUGGAAGCGGAGAAGUUGUCAUAAUAGCAAAUCACACGAAGGUAGACGACGGACUGUGGCACAGAGCGCGGGCUACCAGAAAUAGACAAGCUGGAGUUUUGGAAGUGGACGGAUUGGGUUCCGUUGGUAAAGUUUCUCCAGGGAAACUGAAACAGCUGAACACUGAAAAUGGACUCUAUAUAGGAGGACUGCCAUCUAUAGAACUGAACACGAUGGGAAAAUACAAAACCGGCCUAGUUGGCUGCGUGUCGCAAAUAUCUCUGAGCGGGGAUUUCGAUAUACCCCUCUCUUUGUCCAAAUUACCCCACACGAUCACGAAUAACGUAGGGAGGUGCACACCAUAAAAAUAAGAGAAUUCAUUUAAAUGAAUCGAACGAUUCAUUUAAGUGAAUUUGUUCGUUAUAUGGCGCUAACUGUCCGGUUCAUUUAUUAGUUCCGAUUUAAUUCUUUAAAAUUCAUUUCAACGUUUAAUGUAAGACUAUUACUAUGUUUGAGGUAGAAAGAAGUGGUUUGAUUUAUGUAUUUUUCAUAAAUAAAAAGAAAAAAACUCUUUACCAAGAUUAUUUAUUUUUACAACAAGAAAAGUAGAAGCAAAGAAAUUAAACAGUGAUUUGAAAAAAAAGUUAAAUUAUUCUACGAAGUGAUGGUUUCCACAAAUUUAAGUUUCAAUAAAUGAACCGGAUUGUUUAGGCGCAAAUAAAUUUAGACAUGUUUCAUUCAUUUUGUUCAUUCAUUUAUUAGAACCCAUUUAUUGGCGCGUUUUCGUUCCGAUCUGUUUAAAUGAAUGACCAAUUAAUUUGUAACUCUGUACCUACAUAUCAACGUAAUGUAAAGUCGGCGGCAAUAAUAUACAAUAUCAAUAUUUAUAUUGCCAUUUACAUAAACAAUUAUAACUUAUUAAACGAAAUAAGCUUAGUCAAUUUAGUAAUAGGAUAUCAGUGAACCUUUCCUUUAUUUUAUCUUAUCCUGUAUUUUCUUUUCUACUUAUAUUUAUUUAUUUAUCUAAUGAUACCUUCUUGUCUAUUUUUUCCAUUGUCUAUGGAACGUUUCAAAGUGCUUUACUAUCUAGUAGAUAUGAGAAAAAAAAACUAUUUGUAAUGUUAAAUUAAAUGAAAUUCUAGUCUUACGAGUGGUAUGCACGCAUUUUAGUUUUUAUAAUUUAAAUGGAAUAAUAGCUAAUCACGAAACUUGUUACCAUGUGAGUGUAUUUUAUAAAUAGUUCAAUAAGUAUACAUACAUAGCGUUUGUAUAUCGGGAUUUUCAUAUGGACGUGGUUUAGAGAAAUGUAAGUAUCUAGUUAGUUACGAUUAGAGUUUUAUAAAAGCUUUUACUUGAGCGUGUCCUAAAAUUAGUUUUACGCAUUGCAUUUCUUUGCUUACAAUAAAAAAAACGGUUAAUUGAUAUUUUAGCACGGCUUUAGUAAUAAUAAUCAUAGAUAUAUUUAUCAGGUAGUGUAAUUUUAAAUGCGCUUUGUAUGUAAUAAUAUAUUCAUACAUUUGCAAUUUGAUUAUUUAAUGAAUAUAAAAUUUAAUUUAUUUAUUCAUUUAAGUACUUAAACAGAUAACUCGAAUUCAAUUGUAACUCUUAAUUCAUUAAAUAAUCAAAAAGCAAAAUAAAUAUUUUCUACCUUAUGAGCCCAGUUGGGAUUUAUUUCAACCCAAUGAUUUUGUCAAUUAUGUAUUUCACAGGGUGUGGGAAAUUUAUAUCAUGCAUAUCCUGAUUGUCCUGGUCACAUCAAAGAACAUUAUCUUUUAAUUUAAUUAAUUUGUAAUUAUCGACUGACGUUUUUCAUUAUAAGAAUUUCAAAUCUAACUCCUUCAGUAAAGUAAAAAUUGAAUGAAAUCAGGAAAGUAAUAAACACUAUUCCUUUCAAAUAAUAAACGAACACUAAUGGUUUGUAGUUAGUAAAAUGGUUACUGUAAUACUAUAUAUACUUUUAAUUUUUAUCUACAUACCUACCUUAUUGCUUUUAUUUAUUAUGUUUUGUUUGUUUUUCGUUAUGUUAUAAUAAAAAAAAACAUCAAAUUAACCAAAGUUUUAUAACUAUAAUUUCUCAAAGAAUUUCCGUAAAAUAGCCCUGAAAUUACAGACUGCUUUUUUGUAUAUUUAAGAAACGACUACAUACCUACUUGGUUUUGGGGUUACGAUUGUAUAAGUAGACCUACUUGUGACAUAUGGAUAGCUUGACUAGCGUUAGUUUUGUAUGUGAAACCUGUCCGA
Molecule: messenger RNA, 4122 nt
Organism: Amyelois transitella
Lineage: Eukaryota; Metazoa; Arthropoda; Insecta; Lepidoptera; Pyralidae
Product: pikachurin
Exons: 13
Coding region: 30-2246 (738 amino acids)
Source: RefSeq, a predicted model, not a curated record